Messenger RNA from Hermetia illucens (black soldier fly), 5995 nucleotides. RefSeq names its product protein timeless (gene tim). Gene Ontology annotation, cellular component: replication fork protection complex. NCBI's taxonomy places the organism in Eukaryota, Metazoa, Arthropoda, Insecta, Diptera, Stratiomyidae. The record is from RefSeq and is a predicted model, not a curated record. Gene Ontology annotation, biological process: DNA repair; DNA replication checkpoint signaling; replication fork arrest. The transcript has 19 exons. Bases 1194 to 4853 code for a protein of 1219 amino acids. Gene Ontology annotation, molecular function: DNA binding.
AUAAUGUUUCCUGGACAACGUUCCAAGUUUUCCAUUCACGUCGGAAAAUUCGUACAAAUAAGGUGUCCGUUAUUUCGAUUUAUGUUUAUCGAAUUUAUGCGAAUCUUAUUGUGGAAUUGAUAGAUUUUGAAUUUAUGUGGAUAUAUAUUUUGUGAAAAUUCCAUUUUUCAUGAGAUUAUUUUCUAUUUUCGAAUAGUUUUUAUAUUUUCGCGAGUUUUGGUGUUUCGUGAUUGUAUGUAACUUCGAGUGAAGAAUACUUAAAAGCUUGGGUGCCGAUACCGGGUUUUAAAUUGUGAUUGAAGUAGUGUUGGAUAUACGUGACCUUUUACAAUUUUCGAAUGAACACCUCAAAGUGGAGCUAAUAUUAUUAAGAGUGAAAUAGAUAUGCAUCAAACGGAUAGCAGAUAGUUUACAAUUUACAAAUGCAUCCUUAGUGAAAGUCCUAUUCUAACAUUUACAUAGAGGCUCAUUGUUGCAAGCCAAGGACAGUGGAUAUUUAACUUCCAAUUGCUGGAAUUUGUUUCUAUAUUGGAUAUUACCGCGAAAUGCUUUUAAGUUGACAACAACUAUCGAAUAGUUUCAACUAGCGAUCAACUGGAAGCAACACUCCAAAGUGUUUAAAUUGAGAUAAUAUUUGUUUAUUCAUUGAGCUGAAAUGUUGACGCUUUCAAAAAUGGUAACAUCGGAUAAUCUUAAUGCAAACACCAGGGAUAUGGUACUAAAGCGUGCGGGUUUAACCAUCAAAUCUCUUCAGCACUAACAACUCUUCUUCAAAAACGCUUCAAAAUCUAGAUUUUUUAAAAGUUAUUCGCUUUUCGAAAAUAGUGCAUGCUCUACUUUGGUAUUCAAAAUAUUAUAUUUUGGCUAAAAAUCUCCGUGUGUUAUUUUUGUUCACAAUUUAAAAUAAAAAUAUCUUCAAGAAAAAAGUAAUUAAGUGUGGAAUAGAGAGAGAAAAAGAAAAAGGAACUAGUGAAUUACGUAACAUCAAUGUGGUGAAAAAAAUUUCAAUUUUAAUUACAUUCAUACGUGCUCUGACUCUAAAUGAAGUUAAAAAUUAGAUUUGAUAUUGUGGCAAAACGGCUAUUGAUUGAUUCACUUAAAAAGUUUAUAAUAAAAUAUAAUAAGGAAGUAUAUAACGAAAUCAAAACGUAGAGCAUCUUUUUUGUGGAAAAUCAAACAUAAAAACUAAAAAGAUGGAAUGGCUUCUUGCAAAUCCGCAGAUACACAGCACUUUUUCAUCGCUGGGUGCUAUGAUGGGUGAUACUUAUGUUGUCAGUCCCAACGCUUUGUCUGUCUUAGAAGAGAUCAAUUGCAAACUUUUGUGUGAGGAUCAAACUCUACGAACAUUUCGUCGUGCCAUUGGUCUAGGGCAAAAUGUAAAAAUCGAUAUUGUUCCAUUAUUGGUCAACGCCAAGGACUCGCAGGUUAUUCAAGCCGCCAUAAGGAUUCUUGUAAACUUAACCGUGCCCGUGGAGUGUCUAUUUUCGGUUGAUGUCAUGUAUCGUACCGAAGUUGGGCGCCAUACCAUAUUCGAACUUAAUAAGCUGCUCAUUACCAGCAAAGAGGCUUUCCUGGAACCAAAAAGUACGAAAGCAAUUAUCGAUUAUAUGAAAUCUAUACUAGAAAGUGAUACAAAAUUGACAAUGAGUCAAUGUGAUACCAUGAACAAUUGUUUGUUAUUGUUACGAAAUAUUUUACACAUACCCGAGAAUAACGUUGUAACGCAAGGAAUUCAUAGCGGCAGUCUAACGUCAAUGCAAAAUACUAUUUUAUGGAACCUUUUUACACAAAGUGUUGAUAAGUUAUUGAUAUAUUUGAUGUCGUGUUCGCAACGUUCUUGUUGGGGUGUGACCAUGGUACAACUAAUUGCCUUGAUGUAUAAGGAUCAGCAUGUGAGCACGCUACAAAAGUUGCUGAACAUCUGGGUUGAGGCAUCAUUGUCAGAAAGUUCCGAGGAUAAUGAGAGCAACACGUCGCCCCCGAAACAAGGUAGUGGAGACUCCAGCCCUAUGCUGACAUCAGAUCCUACUUCAGACUCUUCAGAUAAUGGAAGCGGGAAACAGGAAAGUGCUGAUGACCGGCGGCAGGCGGCCCAUAACAAAGAAACAGAGGCGACGUUGCAUGAGGUGAGUCGGAAAGGACAUGAAUAUCAGAAUGCAGUUUUGAGAGCACCAACAAAGCCACAACCCUCGUGCUACCAAAACAACCCAGAUCAGAAAGCGAUGGGUCCUCCAAAAUAUCCUCCAUUGCAUCAAGUGGCACAAGACAAUGAUUCUAUGAUACAGCCAAAAACCACCUCACAGACGCGUAUUCAUCGUAUCAGUUCGUCGCAGUCGCAAUUAUUGCCAACCCAACUAAGUUCUGGUAAUUCUUGUGCACAAAAAACUCAACGUCCUUCUUCACAAUCCGAACUCUCAGAUUGUGGCUACGCGACACAGGUUGAAAAUCAGGAAUCAAUAUCAACCUCGAGUAAUGAAGACGAAAGUCCGCAGCAGAAACCUGUUCACCAGAAGCCACCCUGCAAUCAAAAGCAGCGUUUUAAUGCUGGCAAAAAAGGGAGGAAUGCGGCGAGUUCACAGGACAAGAAGGAAUCAAGACGUAAGAAGCUGGUGAAGCGAAGUAAAAGCAAUUUAAUCAACAUGAAGGGUCUUGUGCAACACACCCCUACGGACGAGGACAUAUCUCAUAUACUAAAGGAGUUCACCGUUGAUUUUCUUCUGAAGGGAUACGGAUUUCUAGUACAAGAGUUGCAUGCACAAUUAUUAUCAGAUCUUAAAGUUCAAAUCGAUACAUCGCACUUCUUCUGGCUUGUUACAUAUUUCCUAAAAUUUGCGGCUCAACUUGAACUUGAAAUGGAGCACAUAAGUUAUGUGUUGUCAUUCAAAGUCGUAAGCUACCUUACUUUCGAAGGAGUUAACAUUUGCGAGCAGCUUGAACUGAAUUCACAUCAACAAGGUUGCGACCUAAAACCAUACUUAAGAAGAAUGCAUUUGGUUGUAACUGCAAUACGAGAGUUCCUUCAGGCCUUGGAAACCUACAAGAAGGUUACACAUUUAUCUCAGGAAGACAGGCAUCGUUUGCAAAUAUUGCAAUUACAAAUUGGAACCACUGAAGAUUUACGAUGCUUAUUUGUAUUGCUUCUUCGACGAUAUGAUCCAGCGCUACAUAGCAAACAAUAUCUGCAGGACCUAAUUGUGACCAAUCAUAUCCUGCUUCUGUUAUUGGAGAGUGUCAGCCAAUAUCCGGAGAACAAAGUUGGUGGCAUUCGCAUGAUGCAGCAUUUAUCACAAUUUGCUACCGUGGAAAUAAUGAAUCACUACGGUCUAUUGUUGGAAAAUUUCCGUGAAAAUGGCGAAUUCGUGAACGAUUGUAUUUUUACAAUGAUGCAUCACAUCGGCGGUGACUUGGGUCAAGUGAACAGCCUCUUUCAACCAAUUGUUCUGAAGACGUACUCACAAAUUUGGGAAACAGAAUAUGAACUAUGUGAUGAUUGGUCCGAUUUAAUUGAGUAUGUUAUUCAUAAAUUUAUGAAUACACCUCAAAAAAGUCGACUGUCGUUGUCCAGUCCAUCUUUGACAGAAAUGACUAAAGAGUACAAUUUGGAACAUGCUUCCUGCACAUGGACACAAGAGGAAAUGGAUACUUUGUAUUGGUAUUACGUGCAAAGCAAAAAAUCGCACGAUGCAGUUGGAAAAAUUGUGAAACUCUUCUGUGACAAUGGAAACAAGUACAAGUCGCGAAUAUCUAUUAUCCAACAGUUACUUCAACAGGAUAUUAUCAACCUGGUUGAAUACGAUGAUCUCAUGAAAUUCGAAGAUGCAGAAUAUCAAAGGAAUAUUACAAAAACACCAUCCCCGUCUACAAGUACAAAGGAGUCAGGCAUUGAGAUACGAGAUUCCUAUGUCUGCAAAGCAUCUGAUGAUAUACAGGUGCUUAAGGAUCGUCUUCUGAAGGAGAACAAAGGAGAAUCUUUGCAAUGGCUCCAGAAAGUUCUAAUUGAAUGCUGUCAUGUUAAGCUGGUGCUCAGAGGCGACAUUAAAGCAGAUGAAUAUGAUACUAACAUACUAGAACCAAUUCCUUAUCAUUGCAUUUUGAAGAAAAAGUCGAUACCCUUGGUCCCAUGGAAUUCUGAACAAACAUCAAUUCUCCUCUACCAACCAUUCGUUUUGCUACUCCAUAAGUUGGGCUUUCAUCUACCCGCUGAUGCUGGUAAGCUAUUUGUGAGGAUACCCGACUUUUGGACAGCCGACAUAUUAUACAGCACCGCACAGAAGCUGGGGCCCGUAAAUAAAUGUGAGUUAGCGCUAAUUAAAUUCGAUUUGAGUCUGCUGAAAGUCGAAGCUGGACAAGUAGACGAACUACCGGCACUACAAGAGGACACCAGCAAUAAGGAAAUGUUUGCAGUGCCGCGGACAAAACGCACUAAUUCAAUUAUAAGGUUUACGCCCGAUGGCGAGUCAACACCAACAGUUCCGAAUUGGCUGCAGGUUGUAAUGAGAAGUAAAUGCAUCUCGACUGAUAAGCUUGAAAGUUCAUCACCAGUCAGCAUCUCACCCAUGGAUUCUUCAUUGCUUUUGUGUCAGCCAUCUACAUCUAAAGUAUGCCAAUCUCGGGGGCCAAGCUGUGACCCCAUUGACGAGGAUGCAGUUAUGCAAUCAGCAGAUAGUUCAGAUGAAAGCGGUCUUCAGAAGAGGAAAGACUGCCUCGAAGAUAAGUACAAAACAAUGAUUGCUGAAGUGUAUGAAACUGAGGACAUUAGUAAUUGUGAAACAGCCUCAGUUGCUUCAGACCUAACGCGAAUGUAUGUCAGCGACGAAGAGGAUAAGACGAGCAUUGGGACCCAUUUUUUAUAAGUCAGCAAGUCAACAAAUUUCUGUUCUGAACCACGUAUCCUGACGAGCGGAGUAACACAAAGUUCAAAUACCACAACUGAAGUCAGUACAAAAGGCAUUCUCCCCUUACGGCUUAACGAAGCAACUAAAUUUUAUAUCCUGAAUUUCCUAUAAACUUACUUAUAGCCCAAAAGGCUGAGAACGAGGAUACUAACUCAAUUUUCGGGGUUAAAAUUCAUUACCCUGUAAAGAAGAUGUAACCAGAAAAUUGCAAAAGCAUAAGCUUUUGCGUUUUCGCUAAAAGAUGUGAUAAAGCUACUUCGAUCUGUAACAAUUACAAAAAUUAGGAAAGCAUCCAAAAUUUCUUCUUAAAGAAGAGAAAGAAUAUUUAUUUAUUAACUAAUUAUCAAAUUUAAAAUUGACAACUGCCUUAGAAGAGAAAAUUAAUUAGUAGUCACGUUACAAAGGCUUCAUCGCGACGAAAGUGAGAAUGUGAGAAUUUUCAGGAUACUUAGGAACAGAUUUUCUACGCAACUUUCCAAAUUGGCUUUCAUUGACAUUAGAAAUUACAAGCAAAGAUACCACUAACUUAGAGAAAAUUAAUUAGACUUAAGAGUCUAGUUAAAAGAAAAAUAUUUAUUUAAAUUAUGAAAGGAAUUUUUAAAAAAUAUUUAAUAUUAGAUAAACAAUGAAAAAUUCUUCCUUGUAAUCCAAAUUUACUUGUUGGCUUCAAAAUGUACCGAGAUUGCCAAAAAAAAGUUAACAGAAACCUCAAAAAAUUAAUAACGAUCUUUGGUGAAUCAAAGACAUUUACAGAAAUAUCUUGAUUUGUUUUUCAUGUUAUGUGUCAAAUUUAUAUCCUCGGCGUAUAAUAUACUUUAAACACAGUAAAAUAGAUAUCCCAGAAAAAAAUCUAAAAAGGAAAACUCUGUAAAACGAACAAACAAUUAUUGAUAGAUAAAAUUAAAAGUAAUAUAUUUACAUGUAUUGAUAUAUUUUAAGAUGAAUGAUAUUUUGAAAUAAUGCGAAUUUGACUUACAUACAUAUAUAUGUUAAUAUUUACCUGUUAGAAGCUAAGAUAAAAGUCUUUAUAUUUACAAAAUGUUGUUUAAGGAAAAAGCUGGAUGAUACCAAUUUUAGAAAAAUAUACAUGAUAAAUUGAG